Molecule: messenger RNA, 2325 nt
Organism: Orcinus orca (killer whale)
Lineage: Eukaryota; Metazoa; Chordata; Mammalia; Artiodactyla; Delphinidae
Gene: ADIPOR1
Product: adiponectin receptor 1
Exons: 8
Coding region: 497-1624 (375 amino acids)
Biological process (GO): adiponectin-activated signaling pathway
Cellular component (GO): plasma membrane
Molecular function (GO): signaling receptor activity
Source: RefSeq, a predicted model, not a curated record
CCGGAGCGCGAGGACCCCCGGGAGCCUCGGCGUGGGCCUGAGGCGGCAGCCGUGGAGCCGGCCUGCCCAGGCGUCCCGAGGGCUCCGAGGGCCCCGAGACCCCCGCCCGAAGCCGGCCGCGCCUCCGGCCACUCCGCGUCGGGUGUCCACGUUCGUGGCCCCUCCCGUGCGCGCCGCGUCCCCCGCUGCCAACAGCCGCGGCGGCGGCUGCCGUGCCUCCCAGUCGUCGGGGUGAGACGUCCGGGUUUGGGCUCCGACUCGGGCCCGCCAGGCCGGAGCUGAGCCUGGUCCCAACGCCGCGCGAGGCCAGCGCGGAGGGGCUGCAGGCCUGGGUCGCGGAACCGCCUCUCGGCUGGGAGUACCCGCCUGUGGUGGCCUGAGGAGCUCCAAGGUUCCUAGACCUGUCUUCCAUCACAAGGAACUCUCUGCCCCCUGGGGCCGAGAGACCCCACCCUUUCCCCAAGCUGAAGCCGCAGAGCAUUGAGGUACCAGCCAGAUGUCUUCUCACAAAGGACCUGUGGUGGCCCAGGGCAGUGGGGCUCCUGCCGGGAACAGGGAGGCGGACACAGUGGAGCUGGCUGAGCUGGGCCCCCUGCUAGAGGAGCAGGGCAAGCGGGGCGUCGCCAGCCCAACCAAAGCCGAAGAAGAGCGGGUACGUGCAGUGCCUCAGGAAGAGGAGGAGGAGGUGCGGGUGCUGACGCUGCCCCUGCAAGCCCACCAUGCCAUGGAGAAGAUGGAGGAGUUUGUGUACAAGGUCUGGGAGGGGCGCUGGAGGGUCAUCCCAUACGAUGUGCUCCCCGACUGGCUGCAGGACAACGACUACCUGUUGCACGGCCACAGGCCGCCCAUGCCCUCCUUCCGCGCCUGCUUCCAGAGCAUCUUCCGCAUCCACACGGAGACCGGCAACAUCUGGACCCACCUGCUUGGUUUUGUGCUGUUUCUCUUUCUGGGAAUCCUGACCAUGCUGAGACCAAACAUGUACUUCAUGGCCCCCCUUCAGGAGAAGGUGGUGUUCGGGAUGUUCUUCCUGGGCGCGGUGCUCUGCCUCAGCUUCUCCUGGCUCUUUCACACCGUCUAUUGUCACUCAGAGAAGGUCUCUCGGACCUUUUCCAAGCUGGACUACUCAGGGAUCGCCCUGCUCAUCAUGGGGAGCUUCGUGCCCUGGCUCUAUUACUCCUUCUACUGCUCCCCGCAGCCACGGCUCAUCUACCUCUCCAGCGUCUGUGUCCUGGGCAUCUCUGCCAUCAUUGUGGCCCAGUGGGACCGGUUUGCCACUCCUAAGCACCGGCAGACAAGAGCAGGGGUGUUCCUGGGGCUUGGCUUGAGCGGCGUCGUGCCCACCAUGCACUUUACAAUCGCGGAGGGCUUUGUCAAGGCCACCACGGUGGGCCAGAUGGGCUGGUUCUUCCUCAUGGCUGUGAUGUACAUCACCGGAGCCGGCCUUUAUGCCGCGCGGAUUCCUGAGCGCUUCUUCCCUGGAAAAUUCGACAUAUGGUUCCAGUCUCAUCAGAUCUUCCACGUCCUGGUGGUGGCAGCCGCCUUCGUCCACUUCUACGGGGUCUCCAACCUUCAGGAGUUCCGAUACGGCCUGGAAGGGGGCUGUACUGACGACUCCCUCCUCUGAGCCGCCCCGCAAGGGCACAGCAGGAACUUCCCAAGUGCUUUUAAAAUAACUUCUUUGCUGAAGUGAGAGGAAGAGUCUGAGUUGUCUUGUUUCUAGAAGAAACCUCUUAGAGAAUUCAGAACCAACCGAGCUUCAGCCCACUUCACACUCACCGGGCAAUAAACUCUCCAUUCCCUCGCUGAGAGCAGUGGGGAUGGGCAGACGUGGCCGCACGCCCCUCGGUAAGGCGACUACUGUCCCCUCACAGAGACGGGGCUUUGAAGCUCAUGUUGAGAGUUUACCCCUCCUCCAACCGUUCUGGGGAAAAAUGAUGGACUGGGACUCUUCAGAAAUUCUGUUUCUGGAAGAAACUGUCCCUCCCUCACCCCUGUCUUGACUUUGUAACCUGGCUUAUAACAGGCCAUCCGUUUUUGUAGCACACUUUUGAGAAACAGUUACAACCUCGUCCAUCUUUCUAGGGCCUGGACUUGCUCACACAGCAGGAAGAGCAAAGCCACCAACUUUUACACAGCUGGCUAAUCAUGGAAGUGUGUCCAGGCUUCAAAUAACUUGAGUUUUAAUGUUUUCUUGGCAGAGUAAUGUAAAAUUAAAGUGGGGAAAGAUAUUUAAUAUUUAAUACUAAGCUUUAAAAAGAAACCUGCUAUCAUUGCUAUGUAUCUUGAUGCAAAGACUAUGAUGAUAAUAAAAGAGUACAGAAGACA